GCGCGGGGGCGGGGCCUCGCUGCGCGCCGGCGGCGGCUGGAGCGGCGGCCGCGGUGGCAGGACGCGGGCGCCCGCUGCAGCUGAGCCCAUGGUGCCGGGCCACGGCCAGGCCGCAGGAGGAGCCGGAGGCCCGGGCCGCCCCGGCUGACCGUGCGCGCCCGCGGGGCCGGAGCCGCCGCCUCCGCCGGGCCCCUCCGGGCCCCCCCGGGCGCGGGCCGCCCGCCAUGGGGUCCCUGUUCCGGAGCGAGCCCAUGUGCCUGGCGCAGCUCUUUCUGCAGUCCGGCACGGCCUACGAGUGCCUCAGCGCGCUGGGCGAGAAGGGCCUGGUCCAGUUCCGAGACCUCAACCAGAAUGUAAGUUCUUUUCAAAGAAAAUUUGUUGGUGAGGUGAAGAGGUGCGAAGAACUAGAACGAAUAUUGGUGUAUCUGGUGCAGGAAAUUACUAGAGCUAAUAUUCCCCUGCCUGAGGGAGAGGCCAGUCCUCCUGCGCCCCCUCCAAAACAGGUUCUAGAAAUGCAGGAGCAGCUGCAGAAGCUCGAGGUCGAACUGAGAGAAGUCACCAAGAACAAGGAGAAACUGAGGAAGAACCUGCUUGAACUGAUCGAGUACACACACAUGCUGCGGGUGACGAGGACCUUCGUUAAACGAAACGUCGAGUUUGAGCCCACCUAUGAAGAAUUCCCGUCCCUGGAGAAUGACUCUUUACUGGACUACAGCAGUAUGCAGAGGCUGGGGGCAAAGCUGGGGUUUGUGUCUGGCCUGAUUCACCAAGGAAAAGUGGACGCGUUUGAAAAAAUGCUGUGGAGGGUCUGCAAAGGGUACACCAUCGUGACCUAUGCAGAGCUGGACGAGUCCCUGGAGGACCCCGAAACAGGAGAAGUCAUAAAAUGGUACGUGUUCUUGAUAUCCUUUUGGGGAGAGCAGAUUGGCCACAAGGUCAAGAAGAUAUGUGACUGUUACCACUGCCACAUCUACCCCUAUCCAAACACUGCUGAGGAGCGAAAAGAGAUCCAGGAGGGGCUGAAUACUCGGAUCCAGGAUCUCUACACUGUGCUUCACAAAACUGAGGAUUAUUUACGGCAAGUGCUGUGUAAAGCCGCGGAGUCGGUGUACAGCCGCGUCAUCCAGGUGAAGAAGAUGAAAGCCAUUUACCACAUGCUGAACAUGUGCAGCUUUGACGUGACCAACAAGUGCCUCAUCGCCGAGGUCUGGUGUCCUGAGGCGGAGCUGCGUGACCUGCGCCGGGCGCUGGAGGAGGGCUCGAGAGAGAGCGGUGCUACCAUCCCCUCAUUUAUGAACACGAUCCCCACAAAAGAAACACCCCCAACCCUAAUCCGGACCAACAGAUUCACUGAGGGAUUUCAGAAUAUUGUGGACGCUUACGGUGUCGGGAGCUACAGAGAAGUGAAUCCAGCUCUCUUCACCAUCAUCACGUUCCCGUUCCUGUUUGCCGUGAUGUUCGGCGACCUGGGCCAUGGCUUCGUGAUGUUCUUAUUUGCCCUCUUGUUGGUGGUGAAUGAGAAUCGUCCCGGACUGAACCAGUCGCAGGAGAUCCUGAGGAUGUUUUUCAACGGCCGCUACAUCCUGCUGCUCAUGGGGCUGUUCUCGGUGUACACUGGCCUCGUCUACAACGACUGCUUCUCCAAGUCGGUCAACAUCUUCGGCUCUCGGUGGAACGUGUCUGCCAUGUACAGCUCCAGCCACGCUGCUCAGGAGCGCGACAAGAUGGUGCUCUGGAAUGACAGCGUCGUGAGGCACAGCAGGGUUCUGCAGCUGGACCCGGCCGUUCCUGGAGUGUUCCGAGGCCCUUACCCCUUUGGGAUUGACCCAAUUUGGAACUUGGCAACAAAUCGCCUCACUUUCCUAAAUUCUUUCAAAAUGAAAAUGUCUGUGAUUUUAGGAAUCAUUCACAUGACUUUUGGUGUCACUCUGGGAAUAUUUAACCACUUGCACUUCAGGAAGAAGUUCAAUAUUCUCCUGGUUUCCAUCCCCGAGCUCCUGUUCAUGCUCUGCAUCUUUGGAUACCUCAUCUUCAUGAUUGUCUAUAAGUGGCUCGUGUUUUCGGCAGAAACUUCCAGGGAGGCUCCCAGCAUCCUGAUCGAAUUCAUCAACAUGUUCAUAUUCCCAGCGAGCGGGACGAGUGGCCUCUACCCAGGGCAGGAGCACGUGCAGAAAGUGCUGCUGGUUGUCACAGCGUUGUCUGUUCCCGUCCUCUUCUUGGGAAAGCCACUGUUUUUGCUGUGGCUGCACAAUGGGCGCAGCUGCUUUGGCGUGAGCCGGAGUGGUUAUACCCUCGUACGGAAAGAUAGCGAGGAAGAAGUCUCUCUGCUGGGAAACCAGGAUAUAGAAGAGGGAAGUAACCAAAUGGAAGAUGGAUGCCGAGAAAUGACGUGUGAAGAGUUUAAUUUUGGAGAAAUACUGAUGACGCAGGUGAUCCACUCCAUCGAGUACUGCCUGGGCUGCAUCUCCAACACUGCGUCCUACCUGCGGCUGUGGGCGCUCAGCUUGGCUCACGCACAGCUCUCCGACGUGCUGUGGGCCAUGCUGAUGCGUGUGGGCCUGCGGGUGGACACCACCCUCGGAGUCCUGCUGCUGCUCCCGGUGAUCGCGCUCUUCGCGGUUCUGACGAUUUUCAUCCUCUUGAUCAUGGAAGGGCUUUCUGCGUUUCUUCAUGCCAUACGCCUCCACUGGGUAGAAUUUCAGAACAAAUUCUACGUUGGUGCAGGCACCAAAUUUGUUCCUUUCUCAUUCAGUCUACUCUCAUCGAAGUUCAGUGACGGUGACAACGUGGCAUGAUCAUAUUGCUGUAACCAAGGAGCUUUCAGAUUUAUGGAGAAUAUCAUGUUAUAGAAUUUCACAUAUGUCAGAUUUAUGAUAGGAAAAAUUCUGUCUUCAUUGAUUGCCUUAUGAUAUAGCCAAAUAAUUCUGUAAGAUAUACCUCUUCCUCAUGUUAAAUAUUUGUAAAGUUUAUCAGUUUCAGACAUAUAAGUUUCUUUUGGUUUUUAUUAUAAGCAAGUGUCAGUUCAUGCCAAAUGUCAUGUUAAAGUUAUUUUUUAAAAUACAGAAUUGGGGGAGAGAAGCCAAUUUUGAGUGGCUUAUUGAAAAUGGUUUUAGAUACUUGAUUCCUUUUAAACCUUAUUAAAAAAUACAGAGUUAUUCAGUCACCUGAAUUUGUCAGAUAAUAUUUUACAAUAGCUGAAGUUAAAGCAUAGUUUUUUAAACAGUUUAAUGAUGGAUAAUCAGAAGAUUUACCUAUUCUGCUUGAUCAAAAAUAUGCAAGCAUUUUAUAUUGUAUGUUAUCUAGAAUUAACAGUAGAGGAUUGUUUCUACAGUUUCAUCUUGUUUUAAUAAUUGGGGGAAAUGGUAUAAAAUAACACACAACAAAUGGUUAUCCCAUUUGUAUAUUUUUUGAAGACUAGUUACCCAUCCUUACAGGAAACCAGUUAUAGUUAUGGUAAUUGUAUGUUUGGAAAGAUAAACUAAAUACUGAGCCUUAAAACCCACUGUGGCUGUGGAGGACAGUAUGUGGAUGCAGUUUGAACUCAGCGACCAGCCUGGCUGACGUUACUGAACCAGAAGAGUUUAUAACCGAGUAAGAAUUAAAAGUAGUAUUUGUAUAUUUUUAUAGAAAAAUAUAAAUUAAGAUAUUUUACCAUGAAGAGAUUGCACUUAUCCUUAAUAAUAGCAUAAAUUUUUACUUUCAGACUAAUUCUAAACAAAGUUCUGAUAAGGAUAGAGUUAAACUUUCAAACACUAUUUAGAUCAGUUGUAAACUGAUUAUUAAGCCAUUGAUUUUUAUAGUUUUGAAUUUAAAUUCAUCUAUUAACUUGACAUUUAGUUUUGCAUGAGUUCAAGUCAUUCCUGUUGAACAUUUUGGUCUAUUCUGUGUUGUUGUAAAUUAUGCUGAUUUUCAUAUUUUACCUCAAUUGAUUUCAGAUAAUUAUUUGGAAAAAGAAAUCUGACAUAUUUUCACAUUCUCAAAACUGAGUGACACUUCAAAAGGCCGUUUGCCCUGUGUUCCUCUAGCCUGCUCAGGGUGGAGGGCAGGGCCCUUUCAUGACAAGCCAGGAUAGAGGAGCCCUGUAAUUAAGCAAUCUUUCAGUUAAUUUCAUGGCCUGUUUGCUGAGAGUCAUGAACUAAACAUCAUGUGACAUGAUCACGACUCUAAAUUUAAACCUUUAAAAAUUACAGUAAAGACUCUGUGGCUGCUUUGUAAGUGUCACCCAGAGCCAGCUUUUCCUCCAUAUGUGAUUAUCAAAUAGAAAACAUUGCUAAUGAGACUCCUGGAAUGACCUGCUCUGAAAGUUGUUUCCUAGAAAGUAUAAUGCCGGGCACUUGUGGGGGAAACUGGAACCCAGGCCACGCUGCUCAGUGGCUUCUCCCUUGCAGCUGGUGUUCCUGCAGGUUGUCCUCCAACCAUUUGUCACUGUCCCCCAAGGAUCUGUGGUAACCAAUUCAUCCUAAGACUUCAGGGCGCUGGCAGCCGGGGACACAGUACCUGCUGGAAUUUUUACUACACCAGCUAGUAACUGUCACGGGGCCGCUUUUUAAUUCUAAUGAACUCCUCCUUUCGAGGUAUGGAAUGAAGAGAGUCACUUUUCAACUGAAGUCUAUGUAGUACUUUUUAUGUAGAAUGUAAUUAUAUAAAAAACAAAUUAAUAACCUAACUUUUGUGAAAGAACUCUUUGGAAAUAGUUAACAAUGGUGAAAUUUAGACCCCGGGAGAAAUUUCAUUUCUUUGUAAGUUGCUUGGUCUCCAUGUCAUGUUACCAGAAUGGCCGCUGUUGUUCUGUUUAAAGAAGCUGUGCAAGAAGUGCAAGUGUAUUUUAAGGGAUAUUGUAUUCCCUUGAUGGCAGUUAUCCAGAGGAAAAACGGUUAGUUGUCUGAGGAUGUUAAACAUGUUUAUCUUUCUGAAGAAAAAUGUCACAACAGCCACAUUGUCCGUUUCCAUUCAGAUGUUUACUGCAGUGUGUUGACAGAGUCCUAAAAUAAAGACCCAAGGGACUUCUUUAGUAAAACAGAAUAUGACUUCACCCUGGAAUAGUGGGAUGUGCUCAUGGUCAGCUAGAGGGGUGAAGGGGGUUGAACACCUCAGACUCUCCAUCUCCCAGAGGACUUUGAAAAGACUCUCCUGCUGAAUCUGCUGUCCUCAUUUCUGGAAUGAGCAUUUUUUUCCCCCAGACAAGUUCUAAGUUGUUCAAGUUGGCCUCAAACUUGUGAUCUCUUGUCUCAAUCUCCCAUCCCAGCCACGUGGAUUAUCUGCGCUGGACUUGGAGUGGGUAUUGUACAAGAUUUUGGUCUCAGUGGUCAAUCUGCAAUAGUUUAAUAAGCUGUAUAGCAUAGGUAAUUAUGAUGUUGAUCAGUUACAUAUUCAGACCUUUUAGAAUUUGACCCAUCUUGGGAAACAAAACCAAAAAUAACUCCAGCAGCAGUUCUGCAGUCGCAUUUAAAAACAACAAAUUCCUGUUUUAAAGUUAUAAAGCCACGUUUGCUUGUGUGCCACGUGGUGUCUCUCCAGGAAGGAUAUUAAGAAAUCUUAAGGUGCUGGGAAUAAGGCAGUUUGGAGUAGUCGGUUUCCUACUCAGACUACUGAUGCUGAGCUUUGGUUUAGAAUUUUAAGAAAUCCUUACAACAUGCCACCUGUUCCCUGAUGGAAAAAUCAAGAAGGCUAGGUUCCCGGGGUCAGCCCUAUGAUGUAGGGGCUCAGCUCCCUGCCAGGGGAAAUGACGAUGAAUAAGUUAGUAUUUUGCUCCUCAAAUGCACGAAAGGACAAAUCUGCAUCCUCGUUACCAGUAUUGAACUUCCUUUUGCUAAUGACAAAUAAAUACAUAUAUAUUUUUAAGA
Messenger RNA from Sciurus carolinensis (gray squirrel), 5843 nucleotides. RefSeq names its product ATPase H+ transporting V0 subunit a2 (gene Atp6v0a2). The coding region runs from base 225 to 2795 and encodes 856 amino acids. Gene Ontology annotation, molecular function: ATPase binding; proton-transporting ATPase activity, rotational mechanism. Gene Ontology annotation, biological process: proton transmembrane transport; vacuolar acidification. The transcript is spliced from 20 exons. The record is from RefSeq and is a predicted model, not a curated record. Gene Ontology annotation, cellular component: plasma membrane; vacuolar proton-transporting V-type ATPase, V0 domain; vacuolar proton-transporting V-type ATPase complex. NCBI's taxonomy places the organism in Eukaryota, Metazoa, Chordata, Mammalia, Rodentia, Sciuridae.